CCCACAACGGGUCUCACUCUUAAUUUGAUGGUCGAUUCAUUCGACGAACAGCGGGAUUAGCUAUGGAUGAAUACUCAAUUCGGCGGUUGCGGCACCGGCACUGGCGACGGCGAGCUCCCCGGAAGUCAGGUCGCCAGUUCUAUUAACUUUCACGGAAAAGGCCCGCAAUCGGUGGCUCCUCUCUAUUGGAAUCGCGUUCUCACUUUCUGUUCCCGAAAAAUCAUAACCCUAAAUUUGAAUUGCCGUCUCCCGUCUCACCGGAACCUUUAUGGCCCUCAAAGGAGUCCAUCUCGGGCCAGUUUCCUGCAAUUCAGCGCUGAAGGUCAGCUGUCACAUCUACUUACCAGUCCGCCGUAGUCCAUGGUGGUGUAAAAGUCAUCGCCACAUGGGGGUUGACUAAAAGGUCUCCCGUUGAAAUUCGUUUCUCGUCCGUUUAUUUUAUGGUAAGAAAGAAUGGCCAGCAUCGAGUAGCAAAGUCCUCGAUGUAAUCAGCCUUCGUUAUAACGUGUUAUUUUCGUAUGGCUUCUAAUGAAGGAUGGGUUGCCUGUUGUUCCCUUUGGGAAGGAAACUGAUCAUGGAGUCUGCAAAACUUGUUCUGCUUUCUCUGCUCCUUUUCUGGCACCAAACGUGCUCUGGCUCUCAUGAUACUAUAGCUGCAAAUGAAUCCAUCAGCGACGGGAGCCUGGUGAUCUCCAGAGGUGGUAGGUUUGCGCUGGGAUUUUUCAGUCCUGGUAGUUCGAGCUAUAGAUAUCUUGGCAUUUGGUACCAUGAUAUAGGAGAGCAAACUGUGGUGUGGGUUGCAAAUCGUAACGAUCCCAUCACUGGGACUUCAGGGAUUCUUACGGGUCAUGGAUAUUGCAACCUUUUUCUCUACAGUAAUAGUAGCAGCAAGCUUCCACUAUGGUCUGCUAAUGUUUCAGCGGGAUCAAACGGCACCUGUGUAGCUCAGUUAUUGGAUUCUGGAAAUUUUGUGUUGAAGGAAGGUGCAAGUAAGAGGAUUACUGUGUGGCAAAGCUUUGAUUAUCCUUCGGACACUGUACUGCCUGGGAUGAAAAUUGGGUUGAGUAGGAGAACAGGUUUGAGCAGCUUCUUGACAUCUUGGCGAUCAGAAGACGAUCCAGUGGGAGAGGUGGGAGGAUAACCAUGAGUUCUACAAAGACUCAUUUGUAGACAACGACGACGGGAUAUUCCUCUCAACUGCUACUGUGGACUCUUCUUUACUCGUAAGGGCAGUCGUCGAUCCUUCAGGAAUCUUGACGGCAAUGACACGUGAUGAAAGCGAUGGCCAGUGGAGGGUCUUCUAUUCAUCCCCUAAGCAGAAGUGUGAUUUCUAUGGAAGUUGUGGCCCUAACACUGAUUAUCUGAAGGAAUCCAGUGGCUUUCUCGAGUUCAAGAUGAAGUUGCAGUUGAGCAGCAUCAUACCGUCCAUUGUCUCAGUAUGGGUUGUCAUUGUCUUGUCUGUUUAUUUGUGGCUCAGAAAGAGGAGAAGGAGUAGGGCGAAGAACAUACAGAUCAGAAAUCUAUUUCAUCCAAGUGAUGGUUCAAACUACUUGGAAGAUUCUGUGGCUCCAACAGACAUCAAGCGAAGUACUGUCUACCCUGAAUUACCUUUUUUCGGCCUCAUCACCAUACAUGAAGCCACUGACAGUUUUUCCCCAGAAAACAAACUUGGACAAGGGGGUUUUGGUUUAGUGUACAAGGGAAAGCUGUCAAACGGACAAGAGGUGGCUAUAAAACGAUUGUCCAAAAAUUCAAGAGAGGGGCUGGAGCAAUUCAAGAAUGAAGUAUUCUUGAUUGCAAAGCUCCAACACAGGAACCUUGUGAAGCUUCAUGGUUGCUGCAUUGAGCAAGAUGAACAGAUACUGAUUUAUGAGUACCUGUCCCGCAAUAGUUUGGAUUCCCUUCUCUUUGUUGACCAGAGCCUAAGAUCAUCUUUGGAUUGGAGGAAACGGUUUAACAUCAUUGUUGGUAUUGCUCGUGGGAUCUUGUAUCUUCAUCAUGAUUCCAGAUUCCGAAUAAUUCAUAGAGAUCUGAAACCUAGUAAUAUUCUCCUGGAUGCUGAGCUGAAUCCCAAAAUUUCUGAUUUUGGGAUGGCUAGAAUAUUGAACGGUGACCAAAUGGAAAGGAAGACAAGUAGAAUUGGCGGAACUUAUGGUUACAUGUCACCUGAGUAUGCGCUCUUUGGAAGGUUUUCUGUGAAAUCCGACGUGUUCAGCUUUGGGGUGAUAUUACUGGAAACUGUCACUGGAAAGAAGAUGAAUGAGCUAUCCCAUGAAGAUCCUUCAUUGAGUUUGAUCGGUCAUGUGUGGGAAUUAUGGAAGGCAGACAGAGUCUCGGAGGUGGUCGAUUUGUCGCUGUCGUUGUCACAUAAGGACUCGAACGAGGCACUGAGAUGCAUCCAAAUCGGGCUGUUGUGCGUGGAGGAAAUCGCAGCACAUCGACCUGAUAUGCUGGCUGUGGUUCUUAUGCUGAACAGCGAAACAACACCUGUUCCGACUCCCAAACGACCUGCAUUUGUUUGCGUGAGGCCCAAGGCAUUGCUCGCAGAAGAACGUACUUGCUCGUUAAAUGAGAUGUCAUUUUCAGGGAUCUUAAGUCGCUGACGUACCCUCUCCGUAGUCGAAUGCUAGAUAUCAAUCGUCUAAAAAAGUGGUUAAAGUACCGUACAUGGACCUUUCCCAACAACUUCGAUAAUUUCGCCUAGGCUGCUUACUUUUGUAAAUGUGGAUGUCACUGUUUCUCCUGGUGAUCAUAUCUGUAUCGAGCUCUUCACUUCCUUAACCAAGUAUACUUAUUAAUAAUUUAAUAAGCAGUGAUUAGUUAUUUGGGAAGAAACAAGUAGAUUGUUUGUGACCUGUGAAGGCGAGUGCAGGAAGAAACUGAAACGUCUCGCGUUUCUACGUUUCUUUUGUCUGUUUCUCUCCGUUUCUGGGUUUCUUGUUCUGGCGUUUCCUUUGCUCCAAGGAAGCCCCUCAUGUAAAUAUUUUCAUGGGCCGAAAGAAGCACUCCCGUACCCAGCAAGUUGGGCCUCGUUGGCCCACUCGCUGAAUGGACAAGCAAGGCCGUGAUGCGCGAGCCCAAUUGGCAACUUAAUUUUUUUUAUUAUUUCCCUCGCUUCGCGAAAUAGUAUCAGCGCUUCAGUAAUCAGUACUCAGUAGCUCUGUUCCUUCCUUCGUUGUGCCCACGACCGCCAUUGCCAAGCGAAACUAAGCGAUUGAUUCCUUCUCCCGCGUAUGUCACUUCGUAAUCUUCUUGUUGUUCUUCAAUGUUCAUUGUUCAGUCAUGACUUCGCUUUCGCUUCUUCUGAUCGGUGCUCGAAGAGUGAUGAUCUAUUUCCUUUCAAUUGGAGGAGGAUACUUGAAAGUUGCGCCUUGGCAAAAUUCGAGACAGCCAUGGAUGAAACGUUUGAUUCGCCGGCAAAAUUAGGUAAGCCAUUUCGGUUCUCCUGCUCUGCAAGCUUCUGCGACGAGCCUGAUUCCACCUGCAUGCUUCCUUUGUCCUGAAAUUUCAAUGGCGAAUCUCGUUUCCGCUCGCCGUUUCGGCGACACCGAGUCGAAAGCAGCGACUCACCUCGUCACGAGUCAACGGUCAAAGUAUGUCUCCAAUGUUCGUACCGCUGCUUCCUUUCCUUCCAUGCCUUUGUUUAUUCAACACGGAAGACGAGAAGAGAGAAAAACAAGAAGAGAGUAUUGUUGUUGAAGAUUCUUCUGGGGCCAGGAUUAGAAAAAAAUGGAGAGGGCAUUGACUCUUAAAGUAAAGCAGUCCAGUCUGCCCGCCAUUCCAAAAAUGGCAGGCAUUUCAACUUCGUUGAAAAAGUGUCAUCCCCCUUUCAGGUUCUGUUUGCUGGGACACAAGGGCUCGAAUACUUGAUGCUUGGAUUGAUGGCGGCCUGCCAGUUGGGAGGCUUUGACCAUGGAAGCUGCAGACUUUGUUCUGUUUCCUCUGCUUUUUCUCGCCUUCCAAACAUGCUCUAGUUACAGUGAUGUAAUAUCUGCUAAUCAGUCCAUCAAUGAUGGAAGCCUGGUGAUCUCUGAAGGAGGUACGUUUGCAUUGGGAUUCUUCAGUCCUGGCAGUUCUAGCUAUAGAUAUCUUGGCAUUUGGUACCAUGAGAUACCAGAACCAACGGUGGUGUGGGUAGCAAAUAGGAAUGAUCCCAUCAUUGGAACUUCUGGUGUUCUCUCUAAUGAUGGACAUGGCAACCUUUUUCUCUAUCGCAGUGGCGAGAAUGCGCUUCGUCCGGUGUGGUCUGCGAAUGUUUCUGUGGGAGUAAAUGGUCCCUGUGCGGCUCGGUUGCUGGAUUCUGGAAAUUUGGUGUUGAUGGAAGGUGAAAGGAAGAUGUAUACCGUGUGGCAAAGCUUUGAUUAUCCUACAGACACCCUGCUACCUGGGAUAAAAGUUGGGCUGAAUAGGAGAACAGGUUUGAGCCACUUGUUGACAUCUUGGAGAUCAGCAGAUGAUCCUGGAACAGGAAAUUUCUCAUUUGAGCUGAACCCAAGUGGCUCACCGCAGUUCUUUCUGUACCAAGGUACCAGUCCUUAUUGGCGGAGUGUUCCGUGGCCGUGGGAGAGUAACCAUGAUUUUUUCAACGACACCUUUGACAACAAUGAAGAUGGGAUAUACUAUUCAACUGCUAUAAUGGAUUCUUCAGUUUACAUGAGGGCUGUUGUCGAUCCCUCAGGGAUAUUGAAGUCAAUGACAUGGGAUGAAGGUGAUGGCCGGUGGAAGGCGUUUUAUGCAUCACCUAAGCAGAAGUGUGAUUUCUAUGGAACUUGUGGCCCUAACAGUAAGUGUGAUCCUAGCAUUGUUUUUCCCUAUGAAUGUGCUUGUUUACCUGGUUAUGAACCUAGGUUUCCGAAAAAGUGGCAUUUAAGAGAUGGAUCUGGUGGGUGUGUCCGAAAGCGAGCAGAAGCAACCUCAAUUUGUGGAGAAGGAGAAGGGUUUGUGAGAGUUGAAAAAGUGAAGCUUCCUGAUACUUCAGCAGCCGUCUGGGUGGGCUUGGGAACGAGUAAAUUAAACUGUGAAGGGGAAUGCCGGAAAAACUGUGCAUGCUCUGCAUAUGCUACUAUCGAUAUUGGUGGGAAAGGUAUUGGUUGUUUGCAAUGGCAUGGAGCAAUGAUGGAUACUGUGGAUUUCCCACUCCGUGCUUAUGAUCUCUAUGUUCGCGUUGAUGCUCUUGAACUAGCGGAUUAUCUGAAGGAUUCCAGUGGCUUUGUUGAGUUCAAGCUGAAGAUAAGCAUUAUUGUACCGUCUGUUGUAUCAGUGUGGAUUGUCAUUGCCUUACUUGCUUAUUUAUGGCUCAGGAAGUGGAAAAAGAGGAGAGGUAGUAUGUUAAUGGCAGUGAAGAACAGACUCAUCCGAAACUUGUUUCAUACAAGUGAUGGUUCAAAUUACUUUGAAACUUCAGAAGCAACAAAGGACAUCAAGCAUAGUACUACCAUAUAUCCUGAACUACCAUUUUUCAACCUUGGGACAAUACAGGCCGCCACCAACAAUUUUUCUCCUACCACCAAACUUGGACAAGGAGGUUUUGCUCUAGUGUACAAGGGAAAGCUACCCAACGGACAAGAGGUUGCUGUUAAAAGACUUACUAAAAACUCAAGCCAGGGGCUAGAACAAUUGAAGAACGAAGUGUUAUUAAUUGCGAAGCUCCAACACAGGAACCUGGUGAAGCUCCAUGGAUGCUGCAUUGAGGAUGGUGAACAGAUGUUGGUCUAUGAAUACUUGCCCUACAAUAGCUUGGACUCGCUUCUCUUCGAUGAUAGCCAGAGAUUGUUCUUGGAUUGGAGGAAACGGUUCAAUAUCAUAAUCGGGAUAGCACGUGGGGUGUUGUAUCUUCAUCAGGAUUCGAGGUUCAGAAUUAUCCAUAGAGACUUGAAGCCUAGCAAUAUUCUCCUGGAUGCUGAGCUCAACCCCAAAAUUUCUGAUUUUGGAAUGGCUAGAAUGUUGGACUACCACCAAACCGAAGGCAAGACGAGCAGAAUUUGUGGGACAUAUGGCUAUAUGUCACCAGAGUAUGCACUGUUUGGGAGGUUUUCGGUAAAAUCCGAUGUCUUCAGUUUCGGGGUGAUCUUGCUGGAAACUGUAGCGGGGAGGAAGAUCAAUUGGUUCUCUCAGCAGGAUCCUUCUUUGAGCUUGAUCGGCCAUGUGUGGGAGCGAUGGAAGGAAGAGAAAGCAUUAGAGGUCGUGGAUUCAUCGAUGGAGGGAUCUCUCAAUGCUCAGGAAGUAUUAAAAUGCAUCCAAAUUGGUUUGCUAUGUGUAGAGGAAGAUGUUCAAGAUCGACCUAAUAUGUCGAUGACGGUUCUUAUGUUGAACACUGCAAUGCCACUUCCUCGCCCCAAGCAACCUGGGUUUCCCGGUACAAGCUGCUUCAACAAAUCCAGAGGUGCAGCAGAAGGAUCAUUUUCUGUAAACGAGGUAACUCUAACAGGAGUCAUAACACGCUGAGGAAGAUGCGAUGUGAUGUGCCUGAACUUUGGAAACAUGGUUGCCAUUUGUGUGUUCGUCCAGUUUCCACAGGCUAUGUGCUCUGUCUCACUCCUGUGGCGUGUUUGGAAAUCUCGUAACUUUGUGGUUUUUCGAAUCUACUCUGGUUUGGGUAGAUGUUUUGGCCGCACAGUAUGAUGGGCAGGGGCAGGAGUGGUUCGGGAAUCCUGCUUGUAGUGAUUCGUUUGAUGGGCCAAUUAUUGCAUGGUCUCAUUCGGCGGCAGGUUAGGUGUUGAAGGAUGUCCGAGGGGUGUAGCAGUGACGAGAGCUUAGCAAUACCUAGGGUUGUAGGAUCCUUUCCAUGACAAGUUGGUGGCUCUUCGCUAUGCUUUGAGAUGGUGCGUUGAUUUGGGAUUGCAGGAAGUUGUGUUUGAAGGUGACGAGAAAGUGUCGAUUGACAAGGUGAACGAGCAUAGUUGCGCAAUUCAUGCCAUGUUAUCAUCUGUGACGCAUUUGCUUGUUUGUCCUCGAAAUAACAGGUUAUAUAUCAUUUGGUAGUUCGAAAGGGUCUGUCUCUGACUCUCUGUAUCCUGCUAGCUUGGUAGGGUUAAUUUCCAUCAAUGGUUUUCGAUUUCUUGAACCGUGUAUCCCCCAUCUAUCUUGGUGGUUCAAAGCAUCUUUUGGAAAAAGGAAAAAUGAUAGGAUAUUCGUAUCAACCUAAUCUGGAUGGAUUAGAUUGAAUGGUGCAAGCACU
Molecule: messenger RNA, 7177 nt
Organism: Linum tenue
Lineage: Eukaryota; Viridiplantae; Streptophyta; Magnoliopsida; Malpighiales; Linaceae
Source: the annotation of a GenBank genome assembly